AAUAAUUCAUUUAAUACCAUAACAGCAAUUGAAACAGCAUGACUUUAAUUGCAAAUUUUAAUUAUAUGACGAAUAUUUUUUAUAGUAAUUAAACAUGGCAACGGCUGCGAAAGGAAGAAAUGUUGAAGACCGGAGCGAAAUACCUCAAAAUUGUUCAUCGAUCAUACAUGAAAAUGCUGUCAAUACAACCGACUCGUUGCAGGAUUCUUCUGAAAAAUUUAAGAAGAGAAGUGGUACGACAGACGUAGGCAAAGACUACGAACAUCUCUACAUAGCGAACUUAAUUUUAAAAUUAAUAGUUAAUGGUGACGUAGAAGAUUUUUAUUUAUCGUCAAACGAUAGUGCAUAUGGUUCCUUCGAUGACGUUGUAGUUGAAAUUAAAUACAAACAUCGCACCGAAAUAUUUGCUAUUCAGUUGAAACACGUCAGCAGAACAGGAGGAAUACAAAUUGAGCAGUUAAAUGCAUCGAGUGGAAACUUUAGCAUCGAGAAGUAUUAUAAAGGCUUCAAAAAAGAGCCGAAGUUUUCUGAACGUCCUACCAAGAUGGUUUUGUUUACCAAUUCUAAGCUAAACGAUGAACACAUAGAUCGGUUUAAAUUUGGCAAAUUGACUCCAUGUAAGCAAGACGGUUUGCUAAGCACUCGAAUUUCCGAGUUGGGAGGACAGUGUUACAAAUUCGAAGAAAAAGAAGAUAAAUUCAAAGAAUAUGGAACUUUUUUUAAAGAUUUGUAUCUCUAUACUGGUCAAACAGAUGCCAAAGAACUGGAAACGUGUACACUUGAGAUGUUCAAGGUAUAUUUCAAAAGCAACGAAACCGUUUUCCGGGAGUACCUACAUUUUAUAACCCACUGGAGUGCGAAGGAAGGAAUCAAAUUCAAGUUAAAUAAAACAUGGAUGAAAAACAUGAUAAGCCUUUGUGUAUUUUCAUCUUCUAUCAAACCAUUAUCUUUUGUUGCCGGUGGAACAGUGAACUCCAAAAGAAAAAUUUUUAAAGAAGCUGUUUCGAAAUUUGACUUGACUCAUAUAAAUAAAAACAAUUUCAAGAAAAUCGCCUCAGUUUGGUCAAAUGCUGUCGACGAUAUAGAUGAUAUGCAAGAAGUAAUUAAAGUUAAUCACAGGUACCAACUUAUCGAAAACGGAAUAGCAACAAAAGAUAGUCUUUAUGAUAAAGACCCAACAAAAGUAUCGAAGCUCAUGUGGUUGCUGGGAAAAAGUCCGUUAGUCGUUGCAGGAUGCCCAAAAGUUUAUCAAGCAGUCGAAGUAUGCCAUGCUAAAAAUCUAAUUAUACUAAAUAACCGAAAAACUUUUAAUGAGAUGCCUAGUAAUGAUUCUGAUCGAGACAGUACAGGUGGCCAAAAAAAUCUACACGUGUUUCAAAAGUUCUCUGACUUAAAAAAACACAUACAAUUGUAUCAAGAAAUUCUAACGAGUUUUACAUAUUCAUUGCAAGGUCAACAAGAUGUUGCAUUGAAAUAUUAG
Zophobas morio is the source of this 1480-nucleotide messenger RNA. RefSeq lists its product as uncharacterized. The record is from RefSeq and is a predicted model, not a curated record. Lineage: Eukaryota; Metazoa; Arthropoda; Insecta; Coleoptera; Tenebrionidae. The coding region runs from base 95 to 1480 and encodes 461 amino acids. The transcript has 4 exons.